Molecule: messenger RNA, 2142 nt
Organism: Bombina bombina (fire-bellied toad)
Lineage: Eukaryota; Metazoa; Chordata; Amphibia; Anura; Bombinatoridae
Product: oocyte zinc finger protein XlCOF6-like
Exons: 3
Coding region: 256-2142 (628 amino acids)
Biological process (GO): regulation of transcription by RNA polymerase II
Molecular function (GO): DNA-binding transcription factor activity; RNA polymerase II cis-regulatory region sequence-specific DNA binding
Source: RefSeq, a predicted model, not a curated record
AUCAGUCUGAUACCACCAACUCCAAAAGUCUAAGACACUAACAUUGGGGAUAUCACAGCAGAUAUUUAAAGAAGAUGGUGAAUUGGCAGGAACUGGGCAGCAAUCAUUAUGUACAGAGAGUAAUUUAGUCAUCAAACAAGAGGACAACAUUUAUGCGUUAUCUAGUGAAAUUAUUAUCCCCGAGGAUAAACCACACACAUUUACGGAGUACUCAAAACAUUUUUUAAAGAAGGGAAACGUCUUAAGUCUAGCCAAAUGAUUCCUAUAAAUAAGAAACCAUUCAAAUGCACAGAUUGUGAGAAAAGCUUCACGUGUAAUUUGCAUCUCCUUGAACACUACACAGUUCACACAGUUGUGAAACCUCACACGUGUACAGAAUGUGGGAGAUGUUUCUCAUCUAAAGGGAGCCUUAUGUAUCACAAAAAGACCCACACAGGGGAGACUCUUUUCACAUGUACAGAGUGUGGAAAAAGUUUUACACAAAAGAGUAGUCUGAAAACUCAUGAAAGGAUGCACACAGGGGAGAAACCUUUCACAUGUACAGAGUGUGGAAAACGUUUUAUACAAAAGAGUAGUCUGAAAACUCAUGAAAGGAGUCACACAGGGGAGAAACCUUUCACAUGUACAGAGUGUGGAAAAAGUUUUAUACAAAAGAGUAGUCUGAAAACUCAUGAAAGGAUGCACACAGGGGAGAAACCUUUCACAUGUACAGAGUGUGGAAAAAGUUUUAUACAAAAGAUUAGUCUGAAAACUCAUGAAAGGAGUCACACAGGGGAGAAACCUUUCACAUGUACAGAGUGUGGAAAACGUUUUAUACAAAAGAGUAGUCUGAAAACUCAUGAAAGGAGUCACACAGGGGAGAAACAUUUCACAUGUACAGAGUGUGGAAAAAGUUUUAUACUAAAGAGUAGUCUGAAAACUCAUGAAAAGAGUCACACAGGGGAGAAACCUUUCACAUGUACAGAGUGUGGAAAAAGUUUUACGCUACAGAGUGAUCUGAAAAAUCAUGAAAGGAUUCACACAGGGGAAAAGCCUUUCACAUGUACAGAGUGUGGAAAAUGUUUUAAAAUAAAGAAUUAUCUAAAAACUCAUGAAAGGAGUCACACAGGGGAGAAACCUUUCACAUGUACAGAGUGUGGAAAAAGUUUUACACUAAAGAGUGAUCUGAAAAAUCAUGAAAGGAUUCACACAGGGGAAAAGCCUUUCACAUGUACAGAGUGUGGAAAAUGUUUUAAAAUAAAAAGUAAUCUAAAAACUCAUGAAAGGAGUCACACAGGAGAAAAGCCGUUCACAUGUACAGAGUGUGGAAAAUGUUUUACACAACUGAGUAGUCUGAAAAAACAUGAAAGGACCCACACGGGGGAGACACCUUUCACAUGUACAGAGUGUGGAAAAAGUUUUACACACAUGAGUCAUCUGGAAAGACAUGAAAGGGUUCACACAGGGGAAAAGCCGUUCACAUGUACAGAGUGUGGAAAAAGUUUUACUCAAAAGAAUGAUCUGAAAAGGCAUGAAAGGAUUCACACAGGAGUAAAGCCUUUCAGAUGUACAGAGUGUGGAAAAUGUUUUACACAAUUAAGUAGUCUAAAAAUUCAUGAAAGGAGUCACACGGGAGAAAACCUUUUCACGUGUACAGAGUGUGGAAAAAGUUUUACACAAAAGAGUCACCUGAAAACUCAUGAAAGGAUUCACACAGGUGAAAAGCCUUUCACAUGUACAGAGUGUGGAAAACAUUUUGCACAAAUGGAUAAUCUGAAAGCUCAUGAAAGGAUUCACGCAGGAGAAAAGCGUUUCCCAUGUACAGAGUGUGGAAAAUGUUUUAAACUAAAGAAUAUUCUAAAAACUCAUGAAAGGAUUCACACAGGGGAGAAACCUUUCCCAUGUACAGAGUGUGGAAAAUGUUUUACAGAAAAGAGUCAUCUGAAAAAUCAUGAAAGGAUUCACACAGGAGAAAAGCCGUUCACAUGUACAGAGUGUGGAAAAUGUUUUACACAAAUAAGUCAUCUGAAAAUGCAUGAAAGGACUCACACAGGAGAAAAGCCCAUAUCUCACGGCAUAACAAAGCUCCCAUAUGAGACUAUGGAAGCGUGGUCCCGUACAAUGCGAAAGCAAGGUGGUAUUCACAUUGCACAUCACCUGUAA